This is a messenger RNA of Cheilinus undulatus (humphead wrasse), 2133 nucleotides long. RefSeq names its product macrophage-expressed gene 1 protein-like. The record is from RefSeq and is a predicted model, not a curated record. Lineage: Eukaryota; Metazoa; Chordata; Actinopteri; Labriformes; Labridae. The transcript is spliced from 2 exons. Gene Ontology annotation, biological process: defense response to bacterium. Bases 1 to 2133 code for a protein of 710 amino acids.
AUGAAGACAGCAGUGGCCCUCCUGGCUCUCUCACUCCUUCACAUCUGCUCCUCAGUCCCCAUCAGCCGCCCCACCAACUGGCUCAGACAAUGCCGGGCUUCCAUCAGUACCCCCAUCACCGCUCUGGAGGUGCUGCCUGGCGGAGGCUGGGACAACCUGCGUAACAUGGACAUGGGCCGAGUCAUGAACAUGAGCUACUUCCAAUGCCAGACCACCGAGGACGGGAUCUACCUCAUCCCAGAUGAGGUGUUUGUCAUCCCCCAUAAAAAAACACGCGUGGAGACGAUCUCAGAGAUAAUCAGCUCGUGGCUGGAGCAGAAGAGCUCAACAGCUAACUCCAUCAAUGCUGAUGUAUCCUUUCACUCCAAGCUAAAUGCUAAAUUUUCCCAAGAGAACCUAAGGAUGAAAACACAUCAGGUCAAAGAUUCUUCAACUACAGCCAGAGUGCAGGUUCGUAACCUGAUCUACACAGUAAAGGCUUAUCCAGACUUCACUCUUGACACUCGCUUUGCACAACAAGUCAAAGAGAUCGCCAGCGCCAUUGAGAACAACCAAAUAAGAAAUGCAGACUACCUCUCAGAGAAGAUGGUUCUGGAUUAUGGGACCCAUGUAAUCACGAGUGUUGAUGCUGGGGCUGCUUUGGUUCAGGAAGACUACCUCAGCUCGUCAUAUGUGUCGGACAGUACAUCAGACAGUUCAAGCAUCAAAGCACAGGCAGGGUUAAACUUCUUUGACAAACUUAAGUUUGACAUAAGUAGUAAUAGCACCCAACAGAGCUCUUCACUUGAGACAUACCGGUCUAAAGUCCAGUACUCUCUCAUCCAAAGCCAUGGUGGCAUUCCUUUCUAUCCUGGCAUCACUCUGCAGAAGUGGCAGGAAAGUAUCAAGAACAACCUGGUUGCUAUUGAUCGCGCUGGACUUCCUCUGCACUACUUCAUAAAUACCAACACCCUCCCUGAUCUGCCACAGCCCACCAUUGAGAAAGUUGCUCUCUCUGUGAGUCAGGCCAUAGAGCGAUACUACAAGAUCAACAUGAGGCCAGGAUGUGUGGACAUCAACUCCAAGAACUUCAACUUCCAAGCCAACGUAGAUGAUUCAUCCUGCGAGGGGCUGGCUAACAACCUCAACUUUGGUGGAGUCUACCAAGAAUGUGUUCCAUUCAGCGCAGAUGCAGGCCCUCUAUGUGCCCCCUUAGCCCAGAAAAACCUUGACACAGGUGAUUCGUCCUGUAGUCCUCCUUACAUCCCCACUUUACUGAGAUCAGAAGUGAGACAGCAGGGUUACACUACGCAUGACUGCUAUGAUGAAUCAUAUCCAUGUGGGUUUUUAGAGCUUUUUGACUGUGAUCGCCAAGUGUGUGAGGACAACUACCAUGUUCGCUCUGCACACAUUAACACCUACUGGUGUUCUGUAAAUGGAGAGGCCCCAGAAAACUCAGGGUAUCUGUUUGGAGGGAUUUACAGCCCCUCUCUCCUGAACCCCCUCACAAAUGCCAAAAGCUGCCCACAAAACUUCAUUCCUGUAAAGUUUCUCUCCGAUGGACAGGUAAUCUGUCUGAGCAAAGACUACGAGGCUGGCAACAGAUAUGCAGUGCCGUUUGGAGGCCUCUUUAGUUGUCAGUCAAGCAACCCACUCGCUAACUCCCAACAUCGCUGCCCUCCCAAGUUCAGUCAGCAUCUCGCCUCAGUGAGCGAUGGCUGUGAAAUCCUUUACUGUGUCCAGUCAAAGGCAUUCACAGAAGGGCAGCUGCUUCCUGUUCAUCUGCCUCCAUUCACUAAACCUCCCCUUGUCAGCAUGCAUGCCAACAAUACUGUGUUGGUGAUGACUGAAGGAGAUAAGAGCUGGAUCAGAGGAGGUCAGACAAGUUCGUGGAAACUGGCUACACAAGGGGAGAUCAAGAAAAGCCUCCAAAGUCUUAACCAAGUGCUUGAUGACAUGUCUAUUGGAGAGCAGGCUGGGUUAAUAUGUGGGGUGAUUGGGUUGAUGAUGGUGCUGGUGGUGGCGGUGGCAACAGUCCUGGUGAAGAGAAGGAGGAGGCUGUCUGGGUUUAACGCAGCUAGAGGUGAUGAAGAUACACAUGGAGAGGCUGAACAACAUGAGGAAGAGAGAGUUGCACAGCAAGAUGACCCUUGA